Messenger RNA from Nicotiana attenuata, 972 nucleotides. RefSeq names its product U-box domain-containing protein 33-like. The transcript is spliced from 4 exons. NCBI's taxonomy places the organism in Eukaryota, Viridiplantae, Streptophyta, Magnoliopsida, Solanales, Solanaceae. Bases 116 to 754 code for a protein of 212 amino acids. The record is from RefSeq and is a predicted model, not a curated record.
CUACUUCUUUUAGACCUCAUUAGCAACUUCGUGCAACUGCAUAUAAGCUCUCGAUCCUUAUCCUUUUCCUUUUUGGACUAUCGAAGAGAUGAAGGUGUAGUAAAUAUUUGUAAUCAUGUCUAGAGAAAUCGAAGAGAUAGGAGAAGAUAGAAAGAAUGUAACAAUUAGCAGCAAAUUAGAUGGUGGAAAAAAUCAUGAUAUCUAUAUUGUUGUUGGCAAAAAGGACUUGCAUGUUCUUCAAUGGGCACUUGAUCAUGCCAUCUCUCCAGGAGUUCACAUAUGUCUUGUCCAUGUUUUCCCUCCCAUAACCUACUUCCAUACACCAGUUGGGAAGCUAUCAAGAAAUCAGUUGAGCCAAGAGCAGGUGAAAGUGUACAUCAAUGAAGAGAAUAACAGGAGGAAGAAUCUCUUGGAAAAAUACAUGUCCCUAUGCAAUGAUUCCAAAAAGGGCGUACCUGUAGAUACUAUGCUUGUGGAGAGCAACUCACCAUCUAAAGCAUUACUUGACCUUAUCUCUGUCGUCAACAUAACCAGCCUUAUACUUGGAACUAAGCGAUCAACUUCCACAGGCAAGGGACAAGGAAUAGGUGAUUUUGUACAAAAAAAUGCACCACAUUCCUGUGAGGUUACGCUGGUUUCUGCUGGAAAAAGGAUUAAGAACGACCAACUAAAAGAGAGUUGUAAUUCUUACUCUCUUGGAUAUAGGCAUUCCAAAAGGAAUUUAUUUGAAUGCAUCUGCUUUCCCGGCAAAUAGGUAAAGAGUUUACACUCCAUCUAGUUGUAGCGCUGUGAUUCUUGAACUAUAACUUGGGUCUCUCUGUCCCCUAUGUAAUCGAAAAGAGCUAGGCACCUCUUGUAGCUUUAUUCAGUUUUAAUAGUCCAAUAAUAGCAUUUAAUAGUGCAAUAAUAGCAUUGCUAAUUGGAAUGUAAUAUCCGGGGGCGGCCCAAUGGUAAAGCCACUCAAGCAACUGC